Molecule: messenger RNA, 9578 nt
Organism: Diorhabda sublineata
Lineage: Eukaryota; Metazoa; Arthropoda; Insecta; Coleoptera; Chrysomelidae
Gene: AP-2sigma
Product: AP-2 complex subunit sigma
Exons: 3
Coding region: 128-556 (142 amino acids)
Biological process (GO): intracellular protein transport; clathrin-dependent endocytosis
Cellular component (GO): intracellular membrane-bounded organelle; membrane coat; AP-2 adaptor complex
Molecular function (GO): clathrin-cargo adaptor activity
Source: RefSeq, a predicted model, not a curated record
GUUGUAAUUGGUGACAGCGGCAGUACGAACUGUCAGUCCAGUAUAAAGUUGAACAACUAGCAAUUUUUUUUAUAAAUUGUGAAAAUAUUCAAAUUCCUGAGGCUUCCACCUUUAGGAGAUCAUCAUAAUGAUUCGGUUCAUACUGAUUCAAAACAGAGCUGGUAAAACAAGAUUAGCCAAAUGGUACAUGAAUUUUGAUGAUGACGAGAAGCAAAAAUUAAUUGAAGAAGUUCAUGCUGUAGUAACUGUUAGAGAUGCCAAACACACAAAUUUUGUAGAGUUUCGUAACUUCAAGAUUGUGUACAGACGUUAUGCAGGACUUUAUUUCUGCAUAUGUGUGGAUGUAAACGACAAUAAUUUAAGCUAUCUAGAAGCAAUACACAACUUCGUAGAAGUCCUGAAUGAAUAUUUCCACAACGUAUGUGAAUUAGACCUAGUAUUUAACUUCUACAAAGUAUAUACUGUGGUUGAUGAAAUGUUUUUAGCAGGAGAAAUAAGGGAAACUUCACAAACAAAAGUUUUAAAACAGCUAUUAAUGUUAAAUUCUCUAGAAUAACUGUUUUUAUUGGUGAUGUUAUGGUUUUGGGAUUGUUUCUGGUUAAAAAACUAUUGAAUUGAAAGUUACACCAUACUUCAAUUGGAUAUUCUUUCUAUAUUCUUGUAAAAAAUUCUGGUUGAUGUAAUCAAAAGGGAAAAAAAUUGGUAGAUCAAAAAAUGAACACCCUAAAAAGGGAUCUUCUAUUGCAUAUAAAAACAUUAUUUUUUUAUUGUGAUAUAUCCAGUAUUUUAUUGCUCCAUUCUUCUAUUAGUGUAAUCAGGAUAUUAAUUCGGUUAGGGCUGGAACAGCGUUGGAUUAAGAAGUAGUUGCACCUGGGGCUAAAAUCGACCUGGGGCUUACUUAAGGAAAUCAAAGAUUAUUAUAUAGAGUAAAAAAUUAGUGUUUGAAUUAAUUAUACUAAUUGAUUCACUUUAUUUAAAUUUCCAAACAAUUUUGCUGUAGAUCCAGUAUUGCUUCUAAAAUAAAUGAUCAAAUUAGUAAUUUUGAGGGGCCCCUAUGUGCUCAUGGCCUGGGGCUUCAGCCCCGGCUAGACUCUCCCUAAAUCUGACACUAGAUUAGAUGGUUAGAUAAAGUUUCAAACUGCUAUUUCCAUUAGAGGUGUGACAUCGAUUAAUAUAGUUGUGGCUGAUUCCUUUUUUUUUCCUGAAAUUGUGAUCAUCCAUUAUUUCAAUGGUCUCACUUAGAAGAAGAUGUCCCAAAUAAACUGUUGAAUUUGUGGUAUUCUUUCUUAAGCAACAAAUUGAUUAGUUAUUUGUGGUAAAGUGUGGAAGCACCAAGACUAGCUACGCCACUAAUACUAUUCACUGCUAACUUUUAGUAAGUUAUACUAUUCAAGUAUAUUAGGGUGAUUCAUUUCCAAAAAAAAUAACAAUCUACAUAUAGAAAAAAAAUUCUCACCAAGUUUGAGCUAUUAAUAUCAAUUUUAAAUACUUAGGAUUUAAAUAUAAAGUUUUAUCAUUCAAAAUGCAUUUUUUUUUCAAAUUUCUAAUACUCACUUUUCACACCACCAAUAGGAGAAAUAAUUUUAUUUCAAAAACUAUGCUUUAACGACUCUUAUUAGUAAACAGAGUUACACAAAACGAUUUCAAAGGACAUAAAAUUCCCCACAAGAUCCAUUAAACUGAUUAGCAUUAUUGUUAAAAGUGAAUAAGUAUUUGAACUUUGAAAAAAAAUCCAUUUUAAACUUUAUAUUUAAAUUGUAAGUACUUGGAAUUGAUAUAAAGGGCUCAAACUUGGUGAGAUUUUUUUUUCUAAAUGUAGAUUAAUAUUUUGCUUGAGCACAGAAAAAAAAAUUUUUUUUUGGAAGUGAAUAUGCUUAAAAACUUUCAAACCGUAUAUUGUAAAAUUGUCUAACUUUUCAAUAUUCAUAUUUCCACUGAAUUUUCAAGUAAUAAAAUUUGCAUGGUAAAUGUAACUUAAGCUUCAUUAUAACAACCUAUAUUUUAAAUAUUUUUUAUAACAAAAAUUCAUACAGUGAAAAUUAAUAUAAUAAAUUUUCAAAAUUAUUAGAAACGGCAACUAAUGGUACAAUAUUAUCUAAUUAACUUGUAAAUACUGUUAAGUGGUUUAAAAGUUCAAAAAAAUUGCGUUUUAUCAAAACAUUAUUUUUUCCAUGAAACUCUUAUUUUUUUUCAUCAAAUCUGCAGAUUGUUCCUUUAAUUUAAAAUUAUAUAAUUGUCUUCAUGUUAAAGUCGAAUCUCCCAAGUAAUUGUGACAAAAACUGGAUUUACAACAUUUAACAACAUAAUUUAGUCAAAGUUGUAAUAAGAUCUAUUCUACUUUUUCAUUAGUCUAUUUAAGAGCAUUUACAAAGGUAUUGGGAUGGAUAUCUAUUGGACAUUCAGGCGUCAGUCGGCGUUGUGCUACAGCCACGUAAACAUGUCCGCUAUUAUCCGCCAAUGUGAUUCGUUUUCUACAGGCUGAAGGCCAUAGUGCUGCAGAAAUCCAUCGGAGAAUGGUGUCGAAAAUUUAAAGAUGUGCAUGAAGGGGGCCAAGGACGUAAAUCUGUCGUUUUAGAUGACCUGAUUCAACAAGUUGACCGAAUGGUUAAAGAAAAACCGCAGAGUCACCAUUACUGCUUUUUCUAAGUAAUUUCCAGAAGUUUCAAGGUCUGUUUUGUACUCUACUUAAAUUCAAUGGUGGCAAAAGUAACCGUAGGUACCAACCUUUUGGUAAUAAAAUUAUUGUUUUAUAUGAACUUUUCAUUCAUUUAUAGCCUGUCGGAGGUUAAAAAAAACAGCCCUUGUAUUAAGUAUGUACUUAUUAGAUCCGCAAAUAUAGGGGUCGUAUUUUUUUAAUCUGCUAUUGAAGGAAACAGGUAUAAGGAGUUUUUACUGUAAAUUAAACUUCCUCCUCCUUCUUUCGUUACAAUAUUUACUAUGUUUUUUGCUUGCUCGACCGAAAUACAGUAGUGAGAAGUAUAUUUUCUUUGUCUGCUCUUUUUGUAAAUGUCUUCUUACGUCAUCUCACUUCUAAAUCUGGUGGGAAGUUUUUUUUGGUUAAUAAUAUUAUCUAAUGUCAAAACUUUUUGGUGAAUCCAGUUUGGAAUCUUUUUCAUCAUUCUAUUUGGGAUUGAACACAACCUAUGUUUUGAUCUAUGAUCAGUUUUUACUAAAAUAAGCUACUGACCAGUAAAAAAUUAAAUUUUGAAAUCUAUAGAUUACAAAUAUAUAUAAUUAUUAUCUUAUUUAUUUAUUGUAAUAAUAAAACAAUAAUAAUUAUGAUUAACUGGUUAAAAUAUACAAAAACAAACUUGGUAGAUAUCACCAUUAUCAUAAUAUCAUAUCUAGGAAUAUACACAUUAAAUACCAAUCUUUAGAUAAGAUAUAUAUAGAUUUUUUUUAUAUUUUUUGUUGUUUUAAUGCACAACAUAUAGCCCAGGAGGAAUCGGCGCAUGAGUACCUCAAUUUUUUUAUACGAUCCUCUUCAAAUUACUCUAAUAAUAAAAAUUUUUGUUGCCAUACAGCAACCCCAUACCAUAUUGUUCAAACAAUUGCAAGGUAUUGUUAUUUUUCAACAGAACAAAUUUUUUUAUAUCCUUUAUUGAAAAACAAAUAAAAAAAGGUUCUAUGACUUUUCGCGAUAAGGUCAAUAAUUUUAGAGAUACGAAUUUUUAAGAGUUAAAAAAAUCUCAAAUUUAGGUAGUUUUAGCCCAUGAAAAAUAUAUAAAAAAAAUAAAUUGAAAACAAUUUUUUUUCUAAUUUUGUAUUCAAAAGUUAAUAACAUUCUUAAUAGAGAUUUAAAAAAUUUCAUUGUUUAUAUCUGUUUUUUUUAAUUUUAAUUUCACGCCCUCACAAGUGUAUGUCUCUUUAAGUAUCGCCGUCUCUCUCUGACUCAUGCCCUCUGUGUCUUGAAUGAUUUAUCUUAAAAACUAUUAACUUUAUCAAAAUUGUUAAUAACAGCAAUGUCAAUAAUAAUUAAAUUGUCUACAAUUGGACACCUAAAAAUUGGAGCUGCAGCAUCAUACCAAGUUACUACAAACAAUAGAACAAUAAAAACAAUAAAACUAGCAGCAGCAUGUUUAGCAACAUGAAAGAUGAAAUAAACAGUGUGCUUGCAAUGACUUGUGUUAUAUUAACAUCUAUAUUAAUUUUAUUAAUAAAAAUUGUGGAACGUGUAGUAGAAUCUGUAAUUAAAAUGUAAUAUUGAUGAGUUCCUACUAGUAUUAUUAUUGAUUUUUUUUUUCAAUAUAUUUUUCAUGGGACAAAAGUACCCAAAUUUGAGUUUUUUCGAACAUCUAAAAAUAUUAACUUUAUCGCAAAAAGUCAUAGGACCUUUUUUAUUUUUAUUUAAAUAGAGAAUAUAAAAAAAAAUUCUUGAUUUGAAACAUAACAAUGCAUUGCAAUCGUUUAAACAAUAUGGCUUCUUCAUGGCCAGUAGGGCAAUUCGAAGAGGAUCGCAUAAAAAAAUUGAGGUGGAAUAGUUUUCGAUAUUCAUGCGCUGAUUCCUCCUGAAAUAAUAAGCUUGAUUCACAUUGUUUUUAAAUCCAGGUUUGAUUUGUACAAAUUUACUUGUAUUGAUAAUUAACAUUCUGAAGCCCAUUUGAACAUAGCUCGUUUUUCUUUGGUCAUAUUUUAGUAGGAUUGGUUUAUCAUUUAAAAUAAUUAGUUCAAGGUUUGUUUACUUAAUUAGAUCGAUAGACUUGCGAUGCCAUGUCCAAAAUUUCUUUCAUUUCGAGACAUGUGCAGCUAUAGAGGAGUUAAAUGCAAAGAACAUGCUACCUUAUCAGAUUGCUGAAUAUUUUCAUUAUUAAAAUAUUCGAAUUUAUUUAAAAUAACUUGCUGUGUUUGUACAUCAAAUCUUUAUUAUUAAAUUCAUACCUUAAUUCUCACUACUCUGUGCAAUUUCAUUGUCUUCAUUCGCGCAUGGUCUAAAGAACGCCAUAUCUCUAUUUAUUUAAAGAAAUUAAUGAAUUAAAUGAAUCUCACCGCAGGAAUAUUUCGAAGAAAUUGCAUACAUACGCCUUCCGACUGCUUCGGCCAAUAGAAAUGAAUUUAUGUUUACGAUUCGAUGUUUCAUUGGUAAACAGUGGAGAUUAUGAGACCAUGUGGACUGAUGGUUUGUUAGAUGUUUACCGAAUUUGAUACGGGUAGUAAACAUUAUUUUUAAUUUCUCAAUUUGGGCGUAUUUAUGAAAUAUUGAUUGUUCCUCGCAUAAUUGUCUUCUGCAAUUGAUAUUGGAAGAACUAUACCACUCUUUAAAACCUUACUCUACAUGCCACUUCGCCUCUAAGUAUUUUUUUUUAAUUUCUGCUCCAAAUUUUUUUUCUAAAACUAUUUUGUACUAGUUUCUCUCGUUUAAUAUUAUUCUCCAAGAAUUAUAAUUGUCUAAAUGUUUCAGUUUUUUAUGAAUAGUUUUUUACUUCGAGUAUGAAAAAAUUAUCUACUUGGAUUUAAAAACAAUGUGUGGAUUAAAACGUUUUUAUUUAUAUAAUAACUUUAAAGUCUGUAACACACAAGACACGUUGUUAAUAAAUGUAUAUUGUACAGUACGUUAUCAGUUUUACUUUCUAGAAAGUUAACAUUUUAUUUUUUUAUGAAUCUUGUGUGCAACUGGCUAUUUUAAAUCUUGAGUUUAUAUAUUUUGAUUUAAGCUAAUAAUACUCAAAUGACUUUAAAUGUAUAGUAUUAGAUACCCCCUUUACUCGAAUUCCAAAUAAAUGUAAUACAGUUCAAAGAUUUAAAGUUAGUAAAUGGGAAGAAUGUUUUUAAAUACUUGUUUUUUAAAUCUCCAUAUAUCUUUAUUGUAAAUUUUUUUAUUUAAACCUCCUGCACUGAAUAAAUGUGAUUUCACGAAUAGUUGUAAUAAUUAUUACACUUGUUUAUAAAAAAUUACGAGAAAUAUUUUUAAAACCGAAUGAAGUCUAGGCUUUUUGAUUAUAAUUACAGAAUUUAAGUAACUGUUUGAAUCGAAUGAGUAACAAAGUUAUUUUUUAUUUAAAUUUCGCUACCCUCUAAUAUGGUCUUAUUUCAUGUCUCGUUUAAAACUAUUUUGUCUUAUGCAAAUAACAAAAAUUCCCGGAAAGCCAAAUAUUGAUGGAGAGUUGGGGUUUAUUAUUACAAAUGAAAUUUUAAGAAUCCCUAUUGAUCUCAUGUGUGCCAUAAAAGUUAUUCGGGAUCAAAGGUCAAUAUUUGUGGUGUUUUGGAUUUUUCUAAGGUUUUUUCAAAUAAAAACCUCAAACCAAAGUUUUCGAUUUUAAAAUUCUCUACAAAAAUUGACUAGGGUAGGUACUCGACGCGUUUUUUUACUGUGGUUUCUCCCGUAGCCCUACUCAACUAACUGUCAAUUUAAGGGAACAAUACCCGUCAAUAUUUAGAUAUUACCUUAUUGAUUAUUGGGUUAACUAUUGUUUCGAUUUCUUUAGAUAUUUUAAUCAGAUAUUCUUGAAAGUAUACUUCAACAGUCAUGUCUUCUUCGAUUUCCUCUUCUUCCUCUUCUAGAUGUUCAUAAAUUGUUCAAAUGUGACUGAGUCACAGGAAUCUUCCAGUAUGGUACUCAACUGGACAUUUGAUCAAGACUGACCUUGGCAAUUAGUACACCCUGGAGAACACAGCAACCCGACUAUUUUAUAGCCACAUUUGGCACUACAUCCUUUUUUGCAAUUCCAAAAAAUAGUGUUAAGGAUUUUUCUGGACCAGUUGGGAGUAAAGUUUUAAUCGGUUCCAGAGUAUUAUCUAUUAAUUUCCAACCCCAGUCUUCUGGGUUCAUUUGAUUGCCUAGCCAUGUUUGAACUUGUUUGGAUGCGUAUUUUUUACCAAAGUUAAGUAUUAGUAUUUAUCUAUGCAAAUAAAUUUUUUGGAACUCCAUAAACCGCAAUAAUAAAGCGAAUUCCUUCCGUAAUCAGGGCAGUCAAUCAAAUCUUUUUUUUUUUUCGAAUAAUUUAAAUACCGACGUUUUGCCCCUUUUGUACAUUGCUGAUGACAUUUUUUCGAGCUAUAAAAUAGCACAAAUAACCUAAAUGGUAGCCGUUCAUAAUAAAUACGUAUACUCAGUCGAAAAGUUUUGAAGCAAGAAUUUGAAUCUUUCUAAUGACUUUUUCAGCCUGAAUAUUUCGAAUCCCAUGCCACCAAGAAAUCGAGAAUGCUGUGAUGAUUGCUUUUCAUUUUACUAGCAACAUAAAGCAAUCCAAGGAGAGCUUUUAUUUCAUCUCUAUCCGUUGGUCUUUCUGAUCUGUUCAUUUCUGAGUAUUGCUUCCUUUCGGUCUCCAUAUUUGUGUGUGCUACCAUAUUUUAUAUCAUAUCAUCUGAGAUAAAUAAAGACCAUAUUUUAGCUACUACUGCCUUUUGUUUAGCUUCUCCUUUUACUCCCGGCAUCUGAGUUAUAAUGUUGUCAGCAGGAGUUGUGAUGUUUGGACAUUUUCCUAAAUCUAUCUUCCAUCUGGUGAAAUCUUUUGAUAUGAAGCAAGGCUCACGAUGUUUUCUGCUGUCACUAUCAUCAGUUUUUUCAAUUCCAUCUGAUUCAGCUUAAUCCCAAAGAUGCUGGAGUCUUUUCUGAUCGUCUUCAUAACACUCUGAAGCCAUUUUCUUCAAACAAUUCUAAAUAAAUAAUAGGAUACGUAAUUGAAUUAGUAAACAUAUUUCAAAAUAAAUUUUUGACUUACUAUAUUUUCACUGAAGCUAACGUCAGUCUGUAGGACCGAACACGUGUCAAAACCACUGACACGUUUGACAGAUGCAAUCCACAAAUUGUAAACUCUCGGUCUCUGAGACGGCAUGUUAGCUUUAGGAGGUUAAACAAUGUUUCAUUUAUACUAAUUUAUUUCAGUAUGUCUCAAAGUUGGAAAACAAUUUAAAAUAUAUAAAAAAACUCACAAUUUAAAUUUCUUAAUAAAAGUUUAUGUUUAAUAUAAAAAUUACCGUAGUCAAAUCGUCGUGUUUCUAUACAAAUCUAAACAUGGAUUUUCAUCUUUUAUUUUUGGAAAAUAUUCAAUUCUCAUAUAUUUUUCAAAAAUUAAAUAACUACUGAUACGUUAUCCUGGGUUCCUUCAUAUUCAAGUUGAUUAUACAUAGUCAUUCUAUUAAUUUUUCUAUUUUUAUCGAUAUUAAUUAAAAAAUUAUAUAAAUUCAUCAUUUUACAACUCACUAUGUCUAAAACUCCUAUUUCCACUACACUUUCGCGUUUUCUUUUUAUAAACGUUAACCUAACCUAUGUCAAAGUCAAAUAGUUUUAAAGAAAAUUAUAUCUGCAACCAAUCAUGCACACUUGUAUAUUAUAUUGCCUAAAAUACACGUGGGAAAUAAUAGGUUGGUUCAAACCUGCUAGUUUGGAACAAUUAUUGUAAGUGUUUAAAUAAUAUAUUCUGCGCCAUCUCCUCCCAUGCACGGUUCUUGUGGGUUCCUACAUGUUCUCAAGCUGGUUAUACAUCGUCAUUGAAUAAAUUUUUCUCUCUUUAUCGAUAUUAAUUAACAAAUUAUAUAAAUUUAUUAUCAUUUAACAAAUCACUAAAACUAAUAUUUUCACUUCACGCCCUCAAGACUUCUUUUUAUAAACAUUAACCUAACUUAUUAUGUCAAUGUCAAAUCGGUUUGACGAAGGAUAUAUCCACAACUAAUCAUGCACACUUGCAUAUUCUGUUGCCUAAAAUACAUUUGGGAAAUAAUAGGUUUGUUCCAACCUGCUAGUUUGGAACGGUUAUUGGAAGCGCUUAAAUGAUAUAUUCUGCGUAAUCUCAGGCUCUGCACGGGUCUUGUGGGUUCCUUCAUAUUCUUAAGUUGGUUAUACAUCGUCAUUAUAUCAAUUUUUUCUCUUUAUCGAUAUUAAUUAACAAAUUAUAUAAAUUCAUCAUCAUUCAACAACUAAUAUUUUCAUCUCACACUGUCAAGAUUUCUUUUUAUAAACAUUAACCUAACUUAUUAUGUCAAUAUCAAAUAGUUUUGACGAAGGAUAUAUAUGCAACCAAUCAUGCACGCUUGUAUAUUCUGUUGCCUGUAACACCGUCCCAAAAACGGUUCACAAACGAUACCUGGGUUGCAACACAAAACAGAAUCAUUCGUAUAACGGUAGCUGCCCGAUUGGAAACGUAAUUUCUAUUGCGCAGAAUCGUCAUCGAACCAAGGACGUUUUUUGAUGGGUUGGAACGAACCUGAGAGAUUUGAUUCUGAAUAAAUUUAGGAACAUUUUCAAAAUUAUUGUUCACAUCGAUUCAACCAGUUAUAGCGGACUAUUCUUAGAGAUUAAAACUUCGGUUAGUUUAGUCAUUGUUAUGAAUCUAUCUACCAACAUAAAACUAACCUCCAAUUGGAAAUAUCAGUUUCCCGCGAUAAAUAUUCUGUUUUGGUGGAGUGAAACGUUCAAUUUCUAAUUACCUUUAAAUCUUUAAACACUAAAAUUAUGAGCAAUGUAUGACAUUCCAUAAAUAUUAAUUGUACGAACCUCAGUUUCUUGGUCAUAGUUUUCUUUAAAUUGCCAAAAAUUUUUAAAUAAUGAUUUUCAACAUUUUGAUUUAAGAUACUGAGGUGGAAUUAUGUCUCAAAUUAUUUUGUUGCAUUAUAAGUAUCAAAUAAAUGUAGGUUUGUUUAAA